UGAUGUCUGUCAGUGUUGUGACAGAAGGCAACACUGAGUCCAUAGAUGCUAGAAAAUAGUCUCAAGGAUGUUCCAGAAGCACAGUGUUCUCGUACCACUUUGUAUAUAUUUCCUGUCUGAUUGGACCCUUGUUAAAGCAGAAAACAUCAUGCUUCGGAGACCAAGAAGGCUAAGUUCAACUUUCAAAGUGGAAGUGAAUGGCACACAACAUCGUUACCACGCCUACUAUGCUAGCGAUGGUAAAAUCUCUUGGCCAGCAAGAAGUGAUUCUCAACCAGGACCAUUUUGGCAGGGAGACUUACAAGGGUACUUUGCAGUACACAACAUCAUGGUAUCAAGUGACAAUGAUCUUCAGUUUGCUUCAGAAAUCAGAAAUGCAUACAUUGGGGUAUCGUCAGUAGACGUUGAUUGCCCGGAUGACGACGUGAUCUGGUGUGGUCAAUGGCCGGCAGAUACGUUAGCUGGUGUAACCUUGACCUUCAACUGUUCCCACGUGAAAAAUACGAGAUUCGUGAGAGUAUGGAGAAACAUCACAGGCCACCUGGCUGUACAGGAAGUCGAGGUACAGGGCACUCCGAGUAGACCAAACGCCUCUAAUUACAACAAGAAUGUGAACGAAAAGGUGACGACGACCGUGAUGUCUUUGAAUGCCAGAUCUGUCAGUGACUGUGGCAUCAAAUGUCUGGAGACCCAGCCAUGCCUCGUCUUCAGCUACAAUCCAUCUGCCGAUCCAUCCUGUCUCCAUGCGGUAGAUACAGAUACGACAUCCAUCUCCGACUGGGUCACGUACUUUACAGCUGACUGCCUUCGUCACAACACGUGUGAUGAUGAUUAUGUCAAGUAAUGUACGUGCAUUUGUCCCUAGUUGCGGUAUUGGUAUCUGGUUAUGUGUAUAUAUGAACAGGCAGGUAUCCGCACAUGUUUCGUCUUUGAAUGCCAUAUCGGCCAGUGACUUUGGCUUCAAGCGUCAGGAGACCCAGCCAUGUCUCGGCUUCAGCUACAAUCCAUUUGCCGAUCCAUCCUGUCUCCAUGCGGUAGAUACACAUAAGGCAUCUGUCACCGCCUGGGUCACGUACUUUAUAGCGUCAUGCGCUAGUAGCAUCACAUUGAACUAAUGAGUAAUUCACCACAAGGAAGACGACAUGCUGGACUGUUGAGUUAUCUACUUCAGUAAAUCUAUGAUAUCUGUAAAACAUCAAGGAAUAUACAUCAUCGACCUGAAAAGACAACGGAAACAUUUCAUGCAUUCAUAUGAAUUUCAGUGGGUGCUGAAAUUUCUGAUUUCGUCCUAAGUUUAAUCGGGUUGGAAACAUAUAAAUUUACUUAGGUGGGAAAACACAUGUAAAAUUUCAACUCUGCAGAUGUUUACACAUCUUAGAUAUUUAUGUAUCAUACCGGAUUUCAGGGGUAUAUAUAUGAACGGUUAAUACAUCUUCAUGUUACCUGUGCUCGCAAGAUGAUCAUAUGUUUCCAUCAUGUGAAUUGCUUGGUUCAUGUAAUUUCAUUUUCACACAUUUUAGUACCUUUGAAAUCAACGUCCAAGUGACCUAAUUAUUCUUAUCACCAAACCAGCCUGGCAAAGAAAGCAGUCUUACGCUAGCUAACACGCCUUAUUCAGCUGCACUCCCUCUUGCUACCAGUAUCAGUUACGCCUUGUCUGCGGUGUUUGCAAAUCUUGUGUGGUGCUUGUUUCGAGGGAUUAAAAUGUUCAGUGGUGAACAAAGGGCGAUGAGAUGCCCCUUUGUCCUCCGCUGUCCCAGGAAAUUAGCACACUUUAUCUCACACUGCCAAAUACGCUACACGAACCAACUGAGUUCAGCUCGCGGAUCACGACUGUAAAAUAAUUAUUGGCAGUACAUAAUUGGAAUAUUAUUGCACUGCAUGUAACCUUUCUUAAUAGCCUCACAGUGUCUGAACCAUGUUAUUUCUCCUUCUGCUCAGCCUUGCUGUAAUAACGCCAUACAUGAACUUUAAUGUUGUCCACAUUUGUUUCACUUACGUUAAAGUAACAAACGAUGCCAUAUCAAAUAAUAGAUUCAGUGAAAAAUGAAAAAGAGUUUUUAUUGUGUAGCGGAUAGCACUGGCGGGUGCGUUCUCUGAGUAUACCAUGGGCAUGUUGGA
Molecule: messenger RNA, 2121 nt
Organism: Haliotis rubra (blacklip abalone)
Lineage: Eukaryota; Metazoa; Mollusca; Gastropoda; Lepetellida; Haliotidae
Exons: 4
Coding region: 68-844 (258 amino acids)
Source: RefSeq, a predicted model, not a curated record